AGCGUCACGUGAUUUAAAAACAAGAAAUCUCUCCUUUUCUCUCCCUUUCUCAGUGGUGGGAGGAGCCAGAAAAGCGUCCCUUGCGAGAGGAAAGCGCGUCGCCUCAGGCUGGCCGCGCAUGCGCAGCUGGCCUUAGCUGUCAUCCGCGUACGGAACAACAAGUCCUACUUGGUCGGCGAAGGGGACGCGACGGCAGGAGGGCCUUUUAAGCUCCGGCGGCUCCCUCUCGAGGCACAGGCCGGGCAGGUUGAAAGAAAUCUGUUUUUGGGUUGAUGUAGAAGACAGAUAUCAAGACACAGCAGGUAUAACAUUGAACAGCCAUGGCUGCUCAACCGUCAGAACCUCCACCAAAUCCAAGCUGUAAAAUUAUGACUUUUCAGCCUACAAUGGAUGAGUUCCGAGAAUUUAACAAGUAUUUGGCUUAUAUGGAAUCAAAAGGAGCUCAUCGUGCCGGAUUGGCAAAGGUGAUUCCUCCUAAAGAAUGGAAGCCAAGAAAAAGUUAUAAUGACAUUGAUAAUCUGAUAAUUCCGGCUCCAAUUCAACAGAUGGUCACUGGUCAGUCAGGUCUCUUUACUCAAUAUAACAUUCAGAAAAAGCCAAUGACUGUGAAGGAGUUUCGACAACUUGCCAAUAGUGACAAAUAUUGUACUCCAAGACAUUUGGACUAUGAAGACCUAGAGCGAAAAUACUGGAAGAAUUUAACUUUUGUAGCACCAAUCUAUGGAGCAGAUAUUAAUGGAAGCAUAUACAAUGAAAAUGUUAAGGAAUGGAAUAUUGCUCAUCUCAAUACAAUAUUGGAUAUUGUAGAGGAAGACUGUGGAAUCUCAAUUGAGGGAGUAAACACCCCAUAUCUGUAUUUUGGCAUGUGGAAAACAACAUUUGCAUGGCACACUGAAGAUAUGGAUCUCUACAGUAUUAAUUAUCUUCAUUUUGGAGAACCCAAAUCCUGGUAUGCUAUCCCUCCAGAACAUGGAAAACGACUUGAGCGACUAGCUCAAGUGUGCUGUAAUGAUUUGAGUGUUGGACUAGGAUUCUGGAAACCAGAGUUUGAAUCCCUGAUUAAAACCCACUGGGGACCAUGAGCAAGUCAUACUCUCUCAGUCUCAGAGGAAGACAAAGGUAAAAGCCAACUGAACAGACAUUGUGAAGAAAAACCAUGCUAGGUUCUCCAUAAGUUGGAAACAACUUGAAGCUACACAACAACAAAAGUGUGAUUAUUAAAACGGAGGAGUAAUUCUAGAAAUAAUAGUAUAAUCUGUAAUACUGAUGAUCAUCUUUAAUGAGUGGUUUGUAGCUCUGAUUUGGAAUAUUAGAAUCCAAGAGUGGUUAUUCACUAAAUUUUGGGGUGAGGGUGGAGACAAUCUGUUUUAUUACUGGGAGAAUGUGUAUGUAAUUUCAAUGCUCUAGUCACUGUCCAUAAAAAUUACAAUGGAAAAUUUUAAAACAAGCUGUUUUAAAAUGAUGGAAAUGUCACGACAGCCUCACAGCUACAAUUUGCAUAAUCAGCAAAGGUUAAUAAACUUGCAGAGUGAAUAGAUUUCAGGCUUAAUUACAUAUUUAUAUUAAAAGUGUUGCAUAGAGUUGCAGCAUCUAAAAAAAGCUGUGAGAUGUAGGAAGGCUGGUCCUGCUUACCAGAUGCCUCCUGAAUUAAUUGAAUUUUCCUAAAUAAUUAAAAUGCUAAAAUAAUGCAGUAAAUGUGGUGAAGCAUUGCAGGUUAUCUAGGUCAAGUCAGUACUUGAUACAUAAAAUUAAAAGAAGGCUAGGAUUUUUUCCAUUAUCUUGUCUGCCCAUCAUAAUUAUCACAUUGCCUUUUAUGCAUGAAUGCUUUCAUCUUUGGAAUCCAUUGAAAACUUGAUUGACUAUGGCACCUACAAAUAUUUUAUCUGAAUGAUAUUAGACUUGCACCUAAUAAAAGCAGCAGUUUGAUUUUGCCCUUCAGGUACUUUCUCAUUUAUGUGAUUCUUUCAAUUUUAUGUAGAUACAAAUGUAAUAAAAAUCUCAAGUGAGCUGUUAUUGCAGUUUUGAAACUAGUAAUGCGCCUUUCUAAUAUCACUGAAUUCUUCGGUAGUGAAAUGCUUGGUUGGAAAAUAUAAAGAAAAAUGAAAGUUACAGAAAGAGAUUUAGGUGGUCUAUUCUGUAUUCACUAGGGUAGCUUAAAAACAGACAUCUCAUUAAGAUGUUCAGUUAUGUUUGGCAAAGUUGCAAUGGAAACAAAUUUAUUUCACAGGUAUUCUGUGAGAUUAAUGAAUAAUGGUUGAGAAAUCCCACUUCAAUUUGUAGAUAUGUCAGUCUGUUCCAUUCAAAGAUUAUUUUGUUUAAAUUAAAAUGUGUGUAUUUAGUUACCUUUAUAUUUUAAUAUUACCUCUGUAGUUGCUAUAUUUUGGGGUAGAAGAUUAAAAUACUUAUCUCAUGAGUAUUGUAACUCUGGGUAUAUAGCUUCUUGAGGAAUAAGAUGAGUACAAACUGCUGUUUUACACAGAUAUAUACACAGAGCAUAUAAAAUUUACCAAGGUGGCAAUCUGAUAUAGCUUUAAGCCCAAUGAAAUGAGCAAGUUUAAAUCUGCAUUAGAAUGUGCUUUAUGGUUAUUUAUUACAUUUUUUCAACACAGGGUUUUAGUGGAACUUCUGUUUCACUAUUAUAAAGUGCAGCAAUGUAUUUGCUUCCUAGCUUCGACUGCCUGCGGAGUGACAGAACAAUUUUUCAGUACCUUCAGGCUGUAAUCUCCAUGCAUGGGCCUGUGUGUUCAGUUGCUGCCCAUUGCUUCCUGUUAUGUGGAUUGAAGUUUUCAGACUGUUAUAAUGGCUCUAGAUGUUGAACUGACUCAUCCAAGAAAUGAAAUUUCUUAUUGUGCCAUCUAUUUCUUCUUUAAAUCUGUACUGAUUUACUCUAAAGAGGCUUUGGUUUGUUCCUACUGCUAAUUUAUUUCCGUCUCUUUUAUUGCCUGUUUUGUAGGGUACGUUUUAUAUGCUUUAAACGAACCUUUAAUAAGGUAUAUAGCAGAAGGCACUGAGGCUUUAUAAAUCAUGAUGGUGAUUUUUAUUACGAUGUAAUGAUCAUACUGGUGGAAAUGAAAUAUAUGUUUUGCGGCCUAAGGUUAUUUAUCUAAAUUGUGCACCAACAGUUCCUUCAGAAGUGGGGCAACAUAAAACCCUACAUUAGAGGAAGCCGUUUUUGGUAUUUUAAAGAGCUUCUUUUGAUUUUUUAUUCAAAACAUUAAAGAAGUGUGUGGAAAAUCAAUUAGCUCUGAAUUUUAAUAAAAUUUGACACACUAAUUAGCUCUCAUAGGCUCCAGAGGAUUUGAUUGUUCUUCAUUGUUCUUCCAUCAUUGAUGUGGUGACAACUUUUCUGUUAUCUCAAUUUACAAAUUUCUUAGGAAUAUUCAUUGCUGAGGUUGUAGACUCAGUUACAAAGGAGGAUUACCCUGUUCUAAUAUGCUUCAAGAAUAGUUCGGUGCUAUUCAGAUCCUUGCAAAUGUAAGAACUUAAAAUGUGUACAAAUAAAAGGAUAUUUAGCAUUUAUGUAGCCACUACACUAUUUCACAUGCUCGUCUUUUAAUAGCAGGAGUGGACUUGUGGCCCUUCUGUUUCUCUUCUUUUUGAUUUUGUUUUUUUUCUUUUCUUUUGUUGUUGCUGGGUCCCCUCCCUCCACACACUAUUUUUGACAGCAUUUGGAAUAUUCUCGGACAGAAAAUUUGACCAUGAAAGUUUUCAUCUUCUGCCCUAAGAGUGCACUUGGACACAAGAAAAUAACCCCCAAAUCCCUUUGAGCAAGAUCUUAAUAGGUUAUAAAAACAGGACUUGGGAUGAUCAAAAUCCAUAUCACUUUCCUGCUUUUCCGCUCAGGAUGCAGAAAUUAAACUCCUCCUCUCAUCAAAUUUCAGGAUCCUUUAAAAGAAGGUGAAAGUGUUUGCAACAAGAUGUUUCCCCGCCUUAGUCUAUAUGUUCAUCUUGCUACUCAAUGCAUUGCAUUCAGCUUUCAACUGUGAGGAGACUCAGGAGGGAGGUGAAUAUCCAUUUCAUCUAGCCAUUCAGUUGACUACACAGUUAUAAGGCUGUGUAUUAUCCUUAGUCAACAUGAAUAAGGAUAGACAUAUUGCACAUUGUUUGCAAAACAUACAUUUCCACUUAAACAAUGUUGAACAACAUGAAAAGAGCACUUCUGUAGAGAACUGGGCUAUUAACAUCCCACAUUUCGUUACAUCUCCUUGUUCUUUGCUUUCAAAUAGUUGGUGCUCUGAAAUGGAGAUAAUCUUUUCCCUAAACACCUUUAAAACUUGUUAAAGACAUUAUACUUACGUGGGAGGAAAUUGUUUAACAUUAAGUCUGAGAACUAGUCUUGCAUUUCAUUAUGUAUAUAAGUGUGUUUACAUAAUAUAUUUACAUACUAUACAUAAUAUUUUGAUGUGUAAUAGUUUGUAUUGGCUUUGUCACAAUGAAGUGAGUGAAGCUGUGGUUUGAAUUUGCUAAAUGUGGAAUACAUAAAGUGAGAUGAUAACCUUUGUAUAAUGGUCAAAUUUGAUGAGACAUUGAGUCUAUAGUUGAAUCUCUCAUUUUUUAAAGUUAAAAUAGACAGUUACGAUUAUGGGGCGCAAUCCAAGUGUUACUCCUUUGUUCUUUUCUGUUUUAAGUUGUCAUCACAAAUUUCUUUUUGUUCUACAGAGGAAACAUCAGGUGUUUUUAUUGUAUCUUGAUUGUUCUCCCUGUGGAGUAAACAGAAACUUUAGAGGAGGUUGAUAAGACUGAGAAACAACACCUAGCCGAAGUAACACUCCCCUGAUUGGAUUUUGCUGUUGGAUCCACACUACUGUAACCUACAAACUAUAAAUAUUAGAAUAGAAUUAAAUGCUACCGUUAGUCAAACAAUUAAGUUUAAAUCUGAAUAAAAUAAACAAAUAAAACACUGUUAAAAACAAUUCAAAUACCAUGCAGAAAUAUUUUUAAUAUUAUUCCCAUCAUUCUACCACUGUAGCUUUUUUACUUUCAGAAUACAAUUAGCCAGGAAACUAGUUGAGAUAGUUUUAGAUCAAUAAUCCUUGAUAUAUUAUCUAGCUUGGCAUUGAAAAAUGCAAAAUUCUACAUUUAGACCACAAAAACCAAAUGCUCAGACAGAGGAUGGGGAAUACAUGGCUCAGCAAUAAAACAUAAGCUUAAAAGCCUCAUUCUUUGGAGGGUUUUAAGCAGAGGCUGGAUGGCCAUCUGUCGGGGGUGCUUUGAAUGUCAUGUUCCUGCUUCUUGGCAGGGGGUUGGACUGGAUGGCCCAUGAGGUAUCUUCCAACUCUAUGAUUCUAUGAUUCUAUAUGAAAAGCAUUAUUGUUUCUUAUAAACUGAAUAUGAGUUAGCAGGGUGAUGCUACGACAAAGAAAGUGAAUGCUAUUGUAGCCUGCAUUACUAGAAGCAUAGUUUCCAAAUUGAUACUACAUUCUGAGCUAGUCAGGUCUCAUCCCCUUAUUUUAGGGGGGAUAUAGACCAGUUGAAGCAAGUUCAAAGAAGGGCAACAGAUAUGAUAAGAGAUAUGGAGAGCAAAUCAUAUGAUAAACAUUUGAAGAAGGUUGGCAUGUUCAGCUUGAUGAAGGAAGACUGAGGGGUGAUAUGAUUGCACUCCUUAAAUAUCUCAAGGGCUCUCAUAGAGAGGAGGGUACAUGUCUCGUGUCCCAUAGAAUAAGAACAAACUUACUUAUUUAAAUUUAUAGAAAGGUAGAUUUCAGCUGAAAGUUAGAAGGAACAACUUAAGAGCAGUUCAAAAAUGGAACUAAUUGUUUAGAAAAGUGGUGAGAUUUCUUUCUCUGAGUGUUAUGAAAAAGAGACUGGGCAGCUUCCUGUUGGGGAUGAUCUGGCUGGGGAUCCUACAUAGAGCAGGGGUUGGACAUAAUAAUAAUAAUAAUAAUAAUAAUAAUAAUAAUAAUAAUAAUAAUAAUAAUAAUAAUAAUAAAUUUCUGACCUGCACCUCUCUCCCUGAAGGGAUCACUCAUAGGGCUCCUUCCAACUCUAUUCUAUGAUGUUAUGGAAUGGGCUUAUGUGAUAGGCUGACUGCAGAAGCCUUAUUCUGGGGUGGGGAUAGGAGUGGAGACUGGGCCAUGUUAUCCCUUGGGCCAUUUUAUCCCUUUCCUCGUCUGGUUGAACGAGACUGAGGGAGCUAACCUCACCCAGCUUUGUCCACCAGGGUAUACCGUGCAGCACCAACCAAGAUCUGGAGGGAGGGGAGGAGGGGUUGCAGUGGUCUAUAAGGAGUCCAUCCCCCUGACCAGGUGCCCCAUCCCGCAGUCUACCUUGUUUGAGUGUGCUCAUAUGAGGGUAGGGGGCCGGGACAGUUUAGGGAUUCUGCUAGUGUACCGACCACCCCGCUGCACUACAGUCUCCCUGCCUGAGCUAGCCGGGGUAGUCUCGGGCCUGGCUUUGGAGUCCCAACGGCUCAUUGUGCUGGGGGACUUAAUAAUAAUAAUAAUAAUAAAACUUUAUUUAUAUACCGCCCUAUCUCCCGGAUGGGACUCAGGGCGGUUUCCAAUCAUAAAAACAACACAAACAUUACAUAGCAACAUAAUAACACAUUAUUAAGCAAAGUAAAAUAAUACAAUUAUAGCAAUAAAUAACACUUACAUGACCUGAUCAAGGGGACGGGAACCAUAAACCCAAUAUAUUAAAAUGUAUCAUUUUAGGCUAGAGAAAUCUUGUGCAAUAUAUUUAGGCCCAGAAAUCGGCGGUAUCGGACUUCAGUGUCCAUGCCGAGACCGCUACUUCCAGUCCGCACUUCAUGGCCACCAUGGCAACCAUGGGGCUGUCCCAACUAGUAUCUGACCCUACCCACAGACCAGGGCACACAUUUGACUUGGUUUUCUGCCAGGGAUGGGAGGAAGGUGAUGGUGUGGAGGAGCUUACCAUUGCUCCGUUUGUGUGAUGAUUCAUGGGCCAUGUAGUCCCAUUCCUAGUGCUGUUGUGACUGAUGAAGAGGAAAACUUGGGUUUUCCACCAUUUCAGCCAGAAAAGGAUCUAUCCCAGCCAGAAAUUGAGCCUUUGCACCUGCAGGAGGCUUGUCUUCCAGAAAUCUGCCAAACAAGCCCUGAGUCGAGUUCUCCCCCUUUUUCGCGCCGUAAUUAUUAUCUCCAGCAAAAAGGAGUGCAGCAGGCUAAUCGCAGGAGCUUGAGAAUUGCAGCAAAGCAUUCAGAUGAUUAAGCCUGCUCCAUGAGAAAUUUUAGGGAGUCAUACAUCUGGACACAGAGAUUGACUUUCGUUUCUGAUUCCCCAGAGAAGUGUUCUCUGGUGGGAAAACGAGGUCUAUUUAGGUUCCUUGCUCCCGAAGGAAUCUUGCGGAGUCAAUUCGUCAGCUACCGGAGCAGCGUGUGUGGACAGCUACUCCUGCUCUCAAGCCUUUGUUCCUGUUCCAAGCCUUCGUUCUCAGCCUUGUUUUCUCCCCGGAUCUUGCCUUGUUUUCCCGGACCUCGCCAAGUAAUUGCCACGGAUCUUGUUCUUGCUCCUCGUUUCCUUGUUGCCUUGAAUCAAGCUUUGUGUUUCAAGAAUCAAGUUAUUUCCCAGCCUUGCUCAAGUUCAUGGACUAAAGGACCUUGUCAUCUCCCCUCACUUGCUUGGCAAGUGAGUGUUUCGGUUAUUGGAUUACAUCUUUGGACGUUAAUAUUUCAUAUUGGACAUUGCUUCUUUGGACUAAUCUUGACCUUUCCUGAAAGGUCUACUUCUGGACUAUUUCCUAUACUUGUUUUUAUUAACUUUAUAUAUUUCCUUAAUAAAGAUAUUAGAUAGAUUCUGGCCUCUGUGUAUGGUUAUUGGUGCUCUGCAGCCUGGGUCGUGACAGUUUGUCAUGGACCGACCAUUACCUGAUCAGGUUUAGACUUACUGCGCCCCCCCCAACCUCCGCAGGGUGGAGGACCGAUUAAAAUGGUCCACCCCAGGAGGCUUAUGGAUCCGGAUAGAUUCCUGACGGCUCUUGGGGAGUUUCCUGCCACCUCGGCUGGUGACCCUGUUGAUGCUCUGGUUGCCCUCUGAAACAAAGAGGCGGCUAGGGCAAUAGACACGAUCGCUCCAGAAUGUCCCCUCUCGAGUACCCGAGCUAAACCAUCUCCUUGGUGGUAUCAAUACCUUGGUAUCAAUACCACUUGGGUAGAGGAGCCUCCAGAUGGCGUAGUGGACUAAGUGACUUGAAGGUUGGGUUGCUGACCUGAAAGCUGCCAGAUUCGAAUCCCACCCGGGGAGAGUGCGGAUGAGCUCCCUCUAUCAACUCCAGCUCCAUGCGGGGACAUGAGAGAAGCCUCCUACAAGGAUGGUAAAACAUCAAAAACAUCCGGGCGUCCCCUGGGCAACAUCCUUGCAGACGGCCAAUUCUCUCACUCCAGAAGCGACUCAAGUUUCUCCUGACACGAAAAAAAAUCUCCUUGGUUCACUGAGGAGCUGGCAGCGAUGAAGCGAAAGAAGAGGGGACUAGAGUGCGUGUGGUGUUCAAAGCCAAACGAACCAAACCGAACAUGGCUAUGUUCCUAUCUUAGGGCAUAUGGCGUGGCAAUAGAUGCUGCAAAGAAUGUUUUCUUUGCAGCUAAUAUUGUGUCCGCAAAGAACUGUCUGGCGGAGCUGUUCCGAGUUGUCAGAGGUUUGUUAUAUCCCGUCCCCCAAGAUGGGAUCCCUGACAACUCGGCAGCCCGCUGUGAAGCAUUUGCUUGGUUCUUUGCGGACGCUUUGAUCCGUUCUGGCUUUGACACCGUAUUAACGGCAGGUUCUGAGGAUGUAGCACAAGCACCUGCUUGCCCUAUUUUAAUGGAUUUGUUUCAAUUGGUUCAGCCUGAGGACGUGGACAAGGUGCUUGGAGAGGUGAGGGCUACCACAUGCAUCCUAGACCCCUGCCCAUCCUGGCUGGUGAGAGAAGCCAAAGGGGGAUUGGCCGAGUGGGUGAAGGCGGUGGUGAAUGCCUCCCUUCGGGAAGGCAUAAUUCCAGCGAGCCUGAAAUUGGCUGUAAUCAAACUGCUGUUGAAAGAGCCAUCACUGGACCCCACUCAAUUGGAUAACUAUCGGCCUAUUUCCAAUCUCUCUGCCAUUUUUCACCUUACAGUUGGUCUGAUAUCCUGUCAUCAUGCAGUAGGCAUGGCCUAGAAUGAAUGCAGUGAUACAGUCUAUUUUAAAGUCUUUAUAGUUCCCCCUUCUUACCACAAAGCUUGAAAAAUGAAUUAGAGUAUAAAGUUAUCUGAAAUGUAGCUGUAUUGUUAGAAUCGCAAUGUGAAAGACUUAUCCCCAUAACAUUAUUUGUAUUUCUAGCAUAAAAGUUAUACAUUUAUAGAGUGGUUAAUGGGCAGUUUUCCCCCUUGGCUCUUGUACAUUUUGUGAGUGUGUCCUCAACCCAUCAUUGUUCAUUAGGCCACAUCUAAUAACGAAGCCAGUUAUGCAAAGCUAUGUUCUCGUUUUCAUGUGCAAAACAUUGGCAAGUAUAGUAUUUCUAAGAAAAAAAAUGUAAUGGUGUUACAAAUGUUAUCUGUUUCAAAUAGUCACAGAAGAUUGGCUUUCAAAGCAUCUAUCUUUCAUUGUGCAUUGUGUUUUCCCCUGUGCUGAGAUGAUAGAGGGCAUAAUUUUCCAGGGUCAUUGUAAAUAUACAUUCUGAACUGAUAUGCUGGGCUUAAUAUACUGUGCAUUACCUUACUCCAGUGGUUUUCCAAUUUAAAUUAACUUAUGACCAGUCACCACAUUUGUUCAGGCCCUGAUUACAAAUCCAUAAAGAAGGAGAUUUAAAUAGACUCUUCUUUCUUCAUUGAUUUUAAUUUAAAAUUUAAUUUAUUUAAUGCAGCCAAAACCUACAGAUUUUUAAAAAGUGUGAUGUUUUCAUUUGAUAUAUGUGGUUAAUAGAUAGGCUUUCUCCUAUUAUUGUAUUUGAAAAUACCAAUCUUGAUAGUGUCUUCUCUAAAACAAAUAGUGCUGACUAGGCAAACAAAGAAUGAUUUGGCAUACUUUUCCUCACUUUUGGUGUAUGAAUCUUUUACAACUAAUGAUUUGGUUGUCUAAAGUGCUGGUAUGAUAAAUCCUGCAUCCAUUUACACAUUUAGAAUGGUUGUCCCUCAGCUGAAAUGACAGUUAGUGGUAGAUGAUGAGCAUAGCAUUGCAACUGAAUGCCUUGAUACAGAUAUGCCACUCGGUUUAUGCUUGGGCCAUGUACACUGUAAGUGUCAGGAUUGGUGAGCAAGGUCUUUUGGAGCUGUCUUGUCUCAUCCCUUAGUUGUCUUCGAGCUCCAAGUUGAGGAUUCUGCCUCAGGUAUGAUGCAGAAUCAAUGUUGUUUCCAAAUCCAAUAUGGGGAGAGUAUCCUGAGAAGAACAACAUUCAUCACGUGACACUAUCCUUGAAGGGAGUCUCUCGUGGUGCAGUGGGUUACACUGCUGAGUUGCUGAACUUUCUGACUGAAAGGUCGGUGGUUUGAAUCCGGGGAGCAGGGUAAGCUCCCACUGUUAGCCCCAGCUUCUGCCAACCAAGCAGUUUGAAAACAUGCCAGUGUGAGUAGAUCUAUAGGUACCGCGCUGGCGGGAAGGUAACGGUGCUCUAUGCAGUCAUGCCGGCCACAUGACCUUGGAGGUCAUGCUGUUUCUUCGGCUUAGAAAUGGAGAUGACCACUAACCUCCAGAGUCGGACACGACUAGACUUAAUGUCAGGGGAAAACCUUUACCUUUACCAUCCUUGAAACUUUUGUUCAGAUUCCUUAUACAGCAUAAAAAAUUGGAAUCUGUAGCUCUACUACGUCACCAAUUGUCUAGACUCCUCAAAAAGCGUCUUUGGAAGCUGCUUUGGAACGCUAGAUGAUAAGGCUCCUACACAUGACCUUGCUGCUUCCAUUUUUUUUCCAGCUAGGCUAUAGGGCUUGUGCAGUCAGCAAGCUUACCUUGCUAUUCAGAGACUUGGUUAAAUUAUGUAAAUGAUUGACAAAAAUACAUGUUUAUGCAACAUAGAGCUACCACUGAAAAUAGCCUUCGCAUGUUCUCUCCUAUUCCACUGUGGUAUCAGUAUACAUUUCCUUGCAUGUUGUUCUCCUGCAUCAUUGGUGGUUGGGAGAAUGGGGCAGGGAAAUGCAUAAACUGUUGACAUCAUGACUCUGAUUAAAUGGUGUAAGUUACUAUAGGGAAAAAUCCUGACGUGGAUUUUGUUUUUAUUAGCAAACUCAUGUGUCAUGGAAAACAGCAUUCUAACUGCUAGAAUGUUUGUCUGAUUGGGUCUUCCAGGGAUAAGCCUCUCAAUCCAAUCUAUACCAAGAACUAUUUACUGUUAUUGACCAGGGGAGGACUUUGGUUCCAGUUGAGUCUAGAUAAAUUUUCUUUCAUAGGCAAUCAGUAUAGUAUUCAGAACCUAAGGUGUUGUUUUUUUGUGAAGCAUCUGAGAACACUGAGCCUUAAAAUGCAGGAUCAAUACCACUUCACAAAAUCAGGGGUAAGAAUGCAAAUCACCAGGAUCUUUUCUGUAGUCCCUAGAGUUCCCUGUUGAAAUGUUGGGAAAAUGUGAAUUUCCACACCAAGAUGCCUGCACAAGCAAUGAUUUUGCAUGAAAACAAAGCUCAGCCUCUACCUACAUAUUUUUUGUUUGGAAAUAGAAUAGAAUAGCUUUACUGUCAUUGUGCUAUUGCACAACAAAAUUAAAUACUUUCCCCAGCACACAUCACAAAAGAAACACCCAUCUCUCCACACUCCAACCCCCACUGCACAGCUCCCAAUGCCACAUCAGUGCGAAACCAUGGAGUUCAACAUAGCCACAGCUCUAGGAUAAAAGCCAUUUCUCGGUUUUUUUGUCCUGUACAGUCUACCAGAUCGCAAUAAUAAUAAUAAUAAUAAAAGAAUAUUCUGGGUGAGUUGGAUCCCCAAGAAUGCUCUGGACUUUCUUAAGGCUGUGGGACCUAUAAAAUAAAGAAAAAGCAAUUGUUAAAGUUUUUCUUUUCUUUUUAAAAAACAAAUAAACUGUACUUUCAAACCUACUUCUAUUUUCCUUUUUGGUUCUGAUGACACCCCUAGUGGAUUUUAAGGUGUGUAAAAAUGUGCCUUUUAUCAGAGGCUUCAACGACAGUAUGUAUAAAUGGGGUUUCUUCUUGUUUAACCGCUUUGGCCUUGCUAGCAGAUGAUUUGUCUCAUAGAGAGCAAUACUGAUCUCCUCCUUGAAAUGACCAACUGAUGUUCCAGACAUAAUCCUUUGUGUGUGAAGUAUUCCUGAUGCUGCAUGCAUUAUAACUCAGCAAGCAAGGUGAACAAAAUGUCCUCUUUCUCAGUUAAAGCAUUUGUUUUUACCAUUAUAAGCACAUAUUAACCAUCAAAUAGGUAGGGAUUUGAUAUGAGAGAUGGUGUAAGAGUUAGGCAACACUCCAGGAAUGUGGAGACUUUUAAGGAUUCUUUAGAUGCAAAAUUUCCCCAUACCUUUCAGUACUAUUUGAGGUUUAUUCAUGUGUUUCUGGCUUUAAAAAUGGUGGUGUUCCCUUUCUAUGCUCAAAAGGUGGCAUACAAUUAGCUCACCUUGAUAUAGAAUCUACUGUAUUUACUAUUAGAAGAGAUGCCAGUAAGUAAUUGCAUAUCUGAUAUAGUGGUUCCUCUUCAAAGUUCUCUGAUUUGAGUUUUGAUAGAAUGAAUGUAAACAUUUAAAUCUUCAAGAAAAGACAUCCAAAUUUCAUACAGAAACAUAAAACCAACAGUGUAAUUAUUGCACUUAAAAUCACCUGGAAAACUUGGUGACGUAUCUAUUUUGUAGACACUGCUGUUGUUAAAUGCACCCAAUGAAAUACAGUAGAGUUUCACUUAUCCAACAUAAACGGGCCGGCAGAACGUUGGAUAAGCGAAUAUGUUGGAUAAUAAGGAGAGAUUAAGAAAAAGCCUAUUAAACAUCAAAAUAGGUUAUGAUUUUACAAAUUAAGCACCAAAACAUCAUGUUAUACAACAAAUUUGACAGAAAAAGUAGUUCAAUACGCAGUAAUAUUAUGUUGUAAUUACUGUAUUCACAAAAUUAGCACCAAAAUAUCACGAGAUAUUAAAAACAUUGACUACAAAAAUGCGUUGGAUAAUCCAGAAUGUUGGAUAAGCGAGUGUUGGAUAAGUGAGACUCUACUGUAUAUGCACAAUUUUCAAAAUAUAUGUUUAAUUUUUUUACUAAAUUUAUCAGCAUAGAACAAUGUGGCAUGAAACUUUUAAAAGUCUAUAUGCACCAAUUACCGUUGGGUUUUUAAUGUAUAUACAUUUAUGUUUUGCUUUGCUGUACAAAACUUCUGUUCUGUGUAUUUUAAUACGUAUUUUAUAGAAAUACAUUUUAAUACAUAUCUUUUAUAGAAAUACAUUUUAAGAUGUGUAUUUGUGGAAUUUUUACAACAUUUCUGUGUUUUAAUUAUUCUGUAACCCUCCUCGAGCCACAAGGAAAGGUGGGUAAGAAAUAAAAUUCUUAUUCUUAUUCUUAUUAAUAUUAAUAAUUAUGCUACACUUUAAAACCAGAAAUUUCAUUUUGUCAAGGAUUGGACUUAAAAUCAAACACCAUUUUCAUGGUGUAUUUGGGCAGCUGGUUUAUAUCUCUACACUGUGAAUAUAUCAAAUAACUAAAACAUUCUUGUUAUGACUGAUACGCUUUUGUUUGUGUU
This is a messenger RNA of Anolis carolinensis (green anole), 13568 nucleotides long. RefSeq names its product lysine demethylase 4C (gene kdm4c). Lineage: Eukaryota; Metazoa; Chordata; Lepidosauria; Squamata; Anolidae. The transcript has 8 exons. Gene Ontology annotation, molecular function: histone H3K9 demethylase activity. The coding region runs from base 321 to 1082 and encodes 253 amino acids. The record is from RefSeq and is a predicted model, not a curated record. Gene Ontology annotation, biological process: regulation of gene expression; chromatin remodeling. Gene Ontology annotation, cellular component: chromatin; nucleus.